This is a messenger RNA of Symsagittifera roscoffensis, 1182 nucleotides long. RefSeq names its product endophilin-B1-like. Gene Ontology annotation, cellular component: cytoplasm. The transcript is spliced from 4 exons. The record is from RefSeq and is a predicted model, not a curated record. Gene Ontology annotation, molecular function: protein binding. Bases 367 to 1125 code for a protein of 252 amino acids. NCBI's taxonomy places the organism in Eukaryota, Metazoa, Xenacoelomorpha, Acoela, Convolutidae.
AGACAUAUAUAUUGAAACUCAAACACUAUUUCCAUAAAAUUAUUAUUGCGUUUUAUACCAUCACGUUUUAGUAACGACAUCUUUGAUUAUAAGUUAUUCAUACUUUUCAGCUUUAUUGUCAAACUAACUUGAAACAAUUGCAACUAAGGUUUCGUAUUGACUUGUUUGUUCUAGUUACAAUUGAUGUGUUUUGUUUGAAAUUAAUGUUUCAAUUGUUGGUCUGAAAGACUAUUGCGACUAAAAAAGUAUUAGGCUAUAGCUAAGAUUUAUUGUCGUGUUAUAUCUUCAAAAAACACUUUGUAGCGAACAGCUUAAGCUUUCAUUUCACUUAUAAUCCGUUGUAAAAAUUAUAAUUAGUAACAAAAAAUGUCGUUUGGAGGCAACAUGGGAACAAUGUUCAACCGAGCCAAGCAACUGGCAGCAGAGAACCUGUCAGACCAGGCUAAGACAGAGUACGAUCCAGAGCUAGUGGCUCUCAUAGCCCAACUGGAUAAGACGAAAGAGUGGGGCAAGAAAUUCUUGGAAAGACAGGCGGAACUGAUCCAGCCAAAUCCAGCUCUGAGGGCUGAGUCGUUCUUCAACGAGACACUCGAUCUCAAGAAACCAGAGAAAAUGACCAACACAGAGCGAUUUGGCUCUAAUUUAGAAUCAGCUGCGGUCGAAAUCGACAACGCUGCGUCAACUUAUACACAAGGACUAAAACAAUUUGGAUCUGCGCAAAAGGAACUCGGGAAAUCCGAACGACGAUUCGGCCGAGAAGUCGAGAAAUGUUGCAUUCAGCCGAUGAAGAAAUUUCUGGCUGAAGAUUUGGAAGCGGCUCUUAAUGAGAAAAGUGCCCUGGACACUCUUAGACUGGAUCUGGAUGUGGCUAAAAAUAAGGUAGCGAAGGCGAAAGGAAUAGUAGAUCGAGAGAAAGCUGAGAAAGUGUUGCAGGAAGCACAAAAAGAUUUCGACCGACAACACGACUUCACUAAAGUCAUCAUCGGCCGCACGCUCAACAACCACCACACGAACCACGCGAACCAGUUGAAGGAGUUGAGUCGCAUCCAGACUAGUCUCUAUCGAGAGUGCUCUCAGGUCAUGUCGGAAUUGGACGAGGAACUCGCUAAGAUAGCGAUCAAGUGACGAUUAUAAGUCAUAUCCAGUUAAACUUGCACACCCUCCCCCCCACACACGACCAUC